CACCCCAGCAAGGUGAGCAUCCAGGCAUUUCUCGAGCAUACGCCAGAGUAGGUGCUUGCACCGCUUCUGCGGGGAGUCUAUUCCAGGCUCUGGAAACUCGGAUGGUAAAGAAGUUUUUCCUUCUGUCCUUUCUGCAACCAUAUAAACCCCAGUCGAAGCACCACGGCUCUGCUGCUGUGGACGGACAAAUGGAUGGUAGCAGCUCUGGGAGCAACUCCUCAGACCCGCUGCUGCAAUAGCUUGGCUGCUUGUCGUAACCCAGUGGGCACCCGCAAAGCUGCCAGCCGGGUCCCGCUGCUGUUGCAUAGGGCCCCGAGCUGCAGCAAGGGGGUCAGAGGACUAAGGCAGAGGCUGAGAAAAGGAUGCAGCUGUUGGAAUAGACCCUUGUAGCUAGAGUUCGCUUCCUUGGGUCACGCGCGAGUAGGAAGCAGGUUAAGAGUAUGCCACAGGCUUCCCUGAGACGCAGCCACUGCCAGCUCCAAGGUUUGGUGCUUUGUUUGGCUAGAUCUGUGUUUCUCAACCUUUAUUUAUUUAUUUAUUUUUAAUUCCAGGUGCCCUAUCUUAAAAACUCAUUCAUGUAUUGCAGAGGGGCUGGGCAGGAGCCAGCAAGGGAGUGCCUGAACCCACCCUUAUUUGCUUUUCUCCUGGCACCGGGAGAUACACCUGCCCUUAUCGGCAUUAUCUCCUCUUGCUUCCUGGGGCACCCUUCAAAGGCUCUCGUGGCACCCUGCUUGAGAGUCACUGGGCCAGACAACUAGCCCUUCCUUCUGCACUCCUGCCAACUCCUGCUUUCCGUUUCAUGCUCUUCCCCGGUCCGUACUUCAGUCUCGCUGGCUCCAGCUAUGUGCCCUUGUCCUUGAGCAAAGCCAUGGGCUCUCAGCUGCUGGAACACAGUUUCGUUCACAGGGCAACUGAGUGUGCUAUAAUAAGCCUUUGAUCCCAGUCUCUUCCCCCUGUAAUUAUGGGCAGGGCGGUGCAGAGCCGCAAGGUUUUCGCCCCUCCCCGUGGAAGUUGCAGCCCAGGAACGUGAAAACGGCUCUUAUCCUGCAGCCAGCGGGAGUGGUCUGUGCGAGCCGGGAGCCCUGUUGAGCGUAUGCGUGGGGGGCCGGGUAAUGCAGGCUGUCUCUGGUCUCCGCCAGCAGUAGCACAAGCCGAAUGUCCCCUGCCAGGGGCAGGGAAAAGCCCAGCCAUAAUGUCCCCUCCCCUCUGCCCUGUUCUUGCAGCCUAGCGUCUCAUCUUACACCCGGGUCUCCAGCUGCUGUGACUCGAGGUUGUGCAAUGCCUGUCCGGAAGCCGUGUUUCUUGCCCUUGAGAGAGGCACUGCUCCCACUGACGCCCUGUGAGCAAGCGUCGCUAGAGCAGUGACCUCUUCUCUGCUUGGCAGAGCCUGGGAGGCAGGUGUGGAGAGAGGGACAGGACAAGGGUCAGUGGUUGCUCACUGGCGUAGGGCACGCUGGUUCCUGCUGCCUCGUAGCAUGCUGGCAGGGCCGUGCCCAGGAAUAGACUAUCGUGCUUCGAGCAUCUGCUGCAGAUUCCUGGCUACGAGAGCCAUCACGAGCGCGCCAGGUCUGCACCGCCCUGGUCACCCCCGAGUCCUCGUCGCUAGCAGCAGGUUGGGAGGCAUCUUGUCUCAGCCUCCUGUCGUGGAGAUGCCAGCCCUGAUGUCAGCCAGCUGGCACAGAGCAAGGCAUGUCCUCUGACCCUUGCAAAGAAACUGCGGGGAAUAGGCCGGAGGGCUGAAUUGUAGCUUGAACUGGCACAGUGGAGCGGUACUUGUGUCCUGCAGCUAGAGUAUCAAAUCCAUGAUAGUACCAGCCUGCUCCUGGCACUCUGAUGACAAGACAGGCUCGGGCUGUCUCCUUCACAUCACUUGUCUGCUGUCUCAGGGCUCUCUAGACGUGCCUUAAGUCAACCUAGUCAUUGUGGUAACGGUCUGGGAGGGAAAGCAGCCCUCUCCCGACUUAUUGCUUGGAUCUAGAAAGACUCGCUCUGUGCUCAGAUGCUUCCUCUCAGCUGCUUUGGCCAAAACGAGCGCCGUGUUUGAAGCGUUCACAUCUCACUUAGUUAUACCCUGGUCUUGUCUGGAAAGCUCCAGACUUUGCCCCAAAUCUUGGGAGGGCCGGGAGGGUGCUUGGGACUAGCAGAAAGUGGCACGGAAACUGGGGCAAAGGCAUCUUUGGGCUUUGUGCUGCCUCCCCCGGACCUGUCCCGUGGCAGACCUGAACCGGGGAAUGUGGAACUGGCCCACGCCUUUUCCAUGGGUGGGGACACGGGCUGCUUCCCAUUUCCCACGCAGCUCAGCUGGCCACGGAUGCCGGCGUCUGUUUGGAUCGAAAACAAACCUGAAAAUCAGAUCUGGCUUUUAAUGAGGCUCUCCUCCAUCUUUCUCUUUCUCUCCAGGUGCACAGAUCCUGGGUGAAGGUUCAUAGCACCCGAGCAGCUGGGCUGGCUCCCAGCAUCGUGGUGGCAUGAGGAGCACCCGGUUGGUCUCGGGAGGGUGUGGGGAGCCCUUUCCACUGGCAAGUGUCAGGGUGUUGGUAAAUGAUUUUGGGCAGGGUGGUUUGCUGGCCUGGUUGGAGUCGGAGCAGGAUGCGAUCCGAGCUUGGCCGGUGAGAGCACCCCAGCGGAGGCCUAGCCUGCAGCGUGGCCAUGCUGCCCUAACUUCCCCCUUGGAUGGGGAAUGCCUAAACGUGCUUGCGAUCUGUGUUUUGGCAGCUGUUUAGUGCAAAGCAGGGAGGCAAGCCUGUGUGAAAGGGCCGAUGCACGCUGACCCCAGGGGCUCUGCACCCUUUGCUGGGCUGUGAAGCCUGGUCCGCACCCCAGCGUGGCAGCCGUGUGAAAGAAGAACAUGUAAUGCCUCCCUGGGAGAGCUGUGCUGCGGUCCUCUAGAGCAUAGCCGCCCAGGGUUUGCAGGCUACCGUGUCCUCCAAGCAGACCAGUCUGCUCCACGCUGCCUCCCGCUGCGCCUGCAGCCGGACGUGGCAUUUGCUUUCCAGCUUGCUGCCUGCCUUCUGGGCUCGCUGCCAUGCCUUGUUUUAGCAGCUCGGCUUAACUGGCAUCUCGGUCUGGAAUGACUCUGGAAGAGCUCUUUUACAUGCAGCUUAGCUGUGGAGACGGCAAUAGCAGCUCCGACAGCUCGGGAGAGGCCCAUGCCACGGCUGGGGAGAGGCUUUUUGGCAAGAUGUGGGAGACCAGAGCUCUGCCGCGCACGAAUCAUCAAAAAUGUUGUCAAGACCUUCAAAUACCUUUAUGGCCUGAGGUUUGAAGUGAAAGGGCUGGAGAACUUCAAGGUGGGCAGCCCCUGCGUCAUCGUGUCAAACCACCAAAGCAUCCUGGACAUGAUGGGCUUGAUGGAAAUCCUUCCAGAUCGCUGUGUUCAGAUUGCCAAGAAGGAGCUUUUGUACACGGGCAGCGUGGGACUAGUCAUGUACCUGGGCGGUGUCAUCUUCAUCAACAGGAAGAGCACGAGCAAUGCCAAGAUGGUGAUGGCGGAUGUUGCCAAGACCAUGCUGUCCGAGAACGUGAUGGUAUGGAUCUACCCAGAGGGCACGAGGAAUGGGAACGGUGACCUGUUGCCAUUCAAGAAGGGAGCCUUUCAUCUCGCCAUACAGGCACAGGUCCCAGUCAUUCCCGUGGUGUACUCCUCCUUCUCCUCGUUCUACGACCGGAAGAAGAACCUGUUCACAUCAGGUAAAAUCCGGGUCGAGGUUCUCGAGCCCAUUGAGACCAAGGGUCUGACCCCAGAAGAUGUCACUGAGCUUACCAACAGAUGCUACUCCACCAUGAGGGAGACCUUUUUCAGACUGUCGGGUUUAGUGAAUGAACCAAAUGGCCCUGCCCGGACCCAUUUGCAGUAACUUUGCCGUAUGUCGGGAACUGAGAGGACUCUUUCCACUGCCAAAGAUAUCCAAGGGGUUUUUCUUUCUGUGCAGCCAGCUUGGAGCCCGUUCUGACUCUGCUGCGAGUAACGUAGGUUGGCAAGCGGCAUGCCGGGCCGGCUCCGCAAUUCUGUUGUGUAUCAAAUCUCUCUUGUGGGGUCCUUGAUUCCUGUUGAAAUGUCUCCUGCAUUUUGAGUUUCUCCUACACCCAGCUCAAACUAAUGAGAGGCUCUGUGCCCAAUGCAGUGACUUCAUGACCACUAGUGGAGGCUUGGGUAUUACCUCUGGCCAGGUUGGUGUUUUGUAAGCCAGCCAGUCCAGGGGAUGUUGGAGUAUGCACCUCCAAGAGCUCACUGCCCAGCUUGACGUUCCCCGUUGCAAUGGGCACGUACAGGAUUAAUGCAGCAGUCGUCCUCAUGCUGCCAGCUUCUGGUACCCAUGCUCUGGAUCUUGGCACGAGGUGGUGGCACUGAUCCCAGGCAAGUCUCUUGCUCACAGUGGGCAGCUGUUUUUUUCUGAAGGUGCCUGCCCAGCACCAGGUCCUGAUGGCAGCUCCAUUCUUUGCAGCGUCUUACCAAUUGCAAAAGGCACAAGUAGGGCAGGCUUGCACUAAAGAGCUGCUCUGGCCGGGAGGUGGAAAAGAACCUCGCCCCGCCGGCCUGUACGGCUGUGCUAGCAAACCCCUGGUAUGGACACGCGGGUCUGAAAGCUGUGUAUGUGAGAUCACCAGAUGUUUAGGAAGGCCAUGUUAACAUUUGGGAGUCCUGCUAUCCUGUGCGGUGUUUCCACUAGAGGGCUGUCCCGGUACAGUAUAGCAACACUAGCGCUCUUAGAGAAGCCUACGGCAUCUGUAAAAACCAUUGGCGAGCUGUUCUUCUGUCCUGGUAGGAGGAUGAAUGACCAGAGCCAGUGACUUCCCACAGGAUAGAAGUAUGGAUGAUGCUCUUUGAGGCAUGAUUUAAGGAGGAUACAUGCAGCUCUUAUUUUCCCCCCCCCCCCCAUCUACCCCAGAGCAGAACCGGGAAGCAAAGCAGAGGAUCUUGUACCUAAGAUCUCCACUAACCGUUCUGGCCUUCUUGCAGGGGAAGUUAACUUCUUUAAAUGCAGAACUUGCCAUAGGUGAAGCUGGACAAGGAUGGGUGGAAUUUGUGGCAUUGGCUACCCUGAUGUCUCUUCUAGAAAUCGAGCUUCCACAUCCAAGAGGGACAAGUUUUGGUUUUUUAGGACUUUUUUUGAGGGAUGGGGUGGAUGUGAAGAGGUCACGUCCAACACACAUCUGGUAUGUCUUGUGUUUGGAUGAAGCCUCUCUGGUGUCUUGCCAGAAGGCAGCUCCCCAUGGGUAUGUCAUUUUUUUUUGUAAAUACAGGACCUGUUCUGCAGCAGUAAGGCCCAAGUACUAAAAUAACAGGCUGAUACACAUCCACGAGACCUUAACGUGAUGUCUCCACGCUCUGGAAUUGCCACUAGCAUCUCUGACCCCUGUAUGAUCUCAUUCCUUACCACGUGCCUUGCUCAUGGCAUAGUAUGAGACCCAGUGGGAUACUAGGGAGGUGCAGAUUGCUCGGGACAGUCCCUUGGUAUCAGUUGUGUUGUAGGUUGACAUUUUUGUCAUGUGUUUAAUUGGGUGUGUCCUAAAAUACCUGUUGCUUAUUGACCUUAAGGGCUAUGCAAUGUUGAUCUAACCCCUUGAAUUGCAGCGUUGACCAAAGCACAAGGCUUGUUCCAGCUUGUCUGAGAACAUUUAGCCUUGCUACCACUAGCCGAGGUGGUUGUAAAAGCAAUGUAAACUGGUGUGGGACGUGCACACUGAACAGGCCAAACGGGUUGCGUGGAGGAUAGCCUUUUGCUGCCACUUUCUGGGCAUAAAAAAAUAAAAAUCCCAGGGAUUUGAUGGACUCAGAAGCCUUAAAUGCAGAUCUGCGAGUGUUGCCUCUGCCUUGUAAAGAUGGAGUCAAGGUGCGCCUAACCUCCUGUCCAAGGGGCAGAGGUGGAGACGGAGAUCUCAGCAGCUGAGGUGGUUCUGCUUGGCUGCCAAGGAUGCCCAGUCCAGGGCUCAAACACUAAACUACAACUGGAAGUAACCAAACAAGAGGACCCUCAGUUGAAUUUGAGUUUACAAGCCAACACAGAGGUGCCCAUCUGAGGCCAUCCAUCUGUGGGGUGCAUCUGGAAGGGGAUCUGAAUUGAAAUCAAACCAGCACUUUCUUUUUGUGUGUGUAAGAAGAGCAGACAAGUGGCUGCAUAAUGGAGGCAAACCACCCUGGAGCUGUCCUAGGCUUCUGGCCCCAGGCUCCCGUCGAGGAAAAGCUGGGGAGUGGGCGUCUGACUUUGCUGAAGAGAACGAUCUUGCAAGUAUUGCUCUUGUAUUUGCCUAUGGAGAAUGGAAAAGUGCCUCUGUGCAGUAAGGGAGUUGCCUGCUGCUCUGUACUGAACAUAAUGUAUGGAAGGAAUGCAUCUACUUUUUAUAAAAGCAGUUAUUUCAA
Molecule: messenger RNA, 6361 nt
Organism: Alligator sinensis (Chinese alligator)
Lineage: Eukaryota; Metazoa; Chordata; Crocodylia; Alligatoridae
Gene: AGPAT2
Product: 1-acylglycerol-3-phosphate O-acyltransferase 2
Exons: 6
Coding region: 3150-3857 (235 amino acids)
Biological process (GO): phosphatidic acid biosynthetic process
Cellular component (GO): membrane; endoplasmic reticulum
Molecular function (GO): 1-acylglycerol-3-phosphate O-acyltransferase activity
Source: RefSeq, a predicted model, not a curated record